UUUUUUUUUCUUUCCAGUGUGGUAACUAUAUAUGUGUGUUUUUUUCUUUUUUCUUUUUUUGGUUCCCUCCGGAGGGAGGGAGAUGCUCACGGGAGUUUGCUGUGUUCUGUUCCCACCCCUGCCGCAGGUCCCCCUCCCCCGAGCCGAUCUACAACAGCGAAGGCAAGAGGCUGAACACACGAGAGUACCGCACCCGCAAGAAGCUGGAGGAGGAACGGCACACCCUCAUCACCGAGAUGGUGGGGCUCAACCCCGAGUUCAAACCACCUUCUGACUACAAGCCACCAGCCAGUAGGGUCAACGACAAAAUAAUGAUCCCUCAGGAUGAGUACCCAGAGAUCAAUUUCGUCGGCUUGCUCAUUGGACCACGUGGUAACACCCUGAAAAAUAUCGAGAAGGAGUGCAACGCGAAGAUCAUGAUUCGUGGGAAGGGCUCUGUCAAGGAGGGCAAAGUGGGCCGUAAAGACGGACAGAUCUCAGCCGGAGAAGAUGAGCCUCUGCACGCUCUGGUGACCGCUAACACCAUGGAGAACGUGAAGAAGGCCGUGGAGCAGAUCAGGAACAUCCUGAAGCAGGGUAUCGAAACGCCAGAGGACCAGAACGACCUGCGCAAGAUGCAGCUUCGCGAGCUUGCCAGGCUGAACGGCACGCUCCGAGAGGACGACAACCGGGUCCUGCGGCCCUGGCAGAACUCGGAGCCACGCAGCAUCACCAACACCACCGUCUGCAUCAAGUGCGGAGGCGCCGGACACAUCUCCUCCGACUGCAAGUUCACCAGCUCCUUCGCCCCCCGAGCAGGCGAGCCACAGUCAGCUCAGGAUAAAGCACGAAUGGAUAAAGAGUAUCUGUCCCUCAUGGCGGAGCUGGGCGAGGCCCCCGUCCCCUCGUCCACUGGGGGAUCUUCCCGUAGUAACCCCAGCGGCCCACGGGGGUCAGGACCCAGCAACAACCAGCCCCCUCCGAAUCGCCCCCCCUGGAUGAACAGUGGCCCUUCAGACAGCAGGCACUUUCCCAGCAUGCACGGCGGCCCAAGCAAUCAUGGGGGCCACCACAACUUCCCCCCUCCCAUGCCCAGCAUGGGGGGGAUUCCCAUGCCGCCCAGUCACAAUGGGCCGCCCCCGCCCUGGAUGCAGCCACCCCCACCCCCGAUGAAUCAGGGGCCCGGGCCGCAAGGACACCCUCCUAUGGGUGACAGUUACUACGGUGUUUCCUCUGACCUACCUAUAGGUAUGAUGCCUCCGCCCAUGGGUAUGAUGCCUCCGCCCCCGCCCCCUCCCAGCGGCCAGCCCCCCCACCCCCCAUCCGCCCCCAUGCCCCCCUGGCAGCCACAGGCGCCCCCACCUCCCCCAACGAGCAGCAUGGUGACCAGUGCGCCGUUGCCGUGGCAGCAGAAUACCACCACCACCUCCAGUCCAGGCUCUGGCAACCUGCCUCCAUGGCAACAGCAGCAGUCUGCAGGUGGGGCAUCUGCCCAGCCCCCACCCCCCAUGGGCAGCUCGUCUUUAGUGCCCCCUCCGCCUGGGGUCAACCCCCCGUUGCCGCCUGGUGCCCCGCCUCCCCCCCCUCCACCUCCCCCACCGGGAUCUGCCGGCAUGAUGUACGCCCCGCCCCCCCCUCCGCCUCCCAUGGAUCCCUCCAACUUUGUCAACAUGAUGGGCAUGGGGGUGCCAGGCAUGCCCCCAUUCGGCAUGCCCCCGGCCCCCCCUCCGCCGCCCCCCCAAACUUGAUUCCACACACCGUACGAGGCAUAUUAAUCUCCUCCCAUUAGUCUUGUAUAGUCUGUACACAGACCGAAGGACUAUAUAAUUUCACAAGUCUUUCAUAGGUUUAUAGUUUAUGGUUUUAUGUACAUGUCAUUGACAGAGUUUAAUUUAAAGGGAAACGCCAUUUGGAAAAAUACCGGGAUGAUUUUGGGAGCUUAGAGCCUGCAGUUAACGUAGAUUCCUCAGUGGCAAUAUCCUGUUUGAUCCAGUUUGGUCUCUGACCCUUCAAUAUCCACAAAGUGGAAGUGUUUGCCAGGUCUGUUUUUCACCUACUGGCGACCAAGACGUUUGCUUAAAAAUUGUAGCCCAAGUGCUGUUUGGUUUCCCCUAAGGAAGUGUUUUUGUAAAAUGCAAAAGAUUUUAAAAAUUCUAGUUCGCAGCCUGCUUCCUUUCACCAGUGCCACCUCAGUGUUUGUGUUAAGCGUCUAGAUGGAUUGAGUGACACUGAGCAAUUCCUGCUGCACACGGAUCUGCUCAUUUUUGAGGCGGUCUGGAGCGGGUAGGAACUCGUAUCUGUUGUCUAAUAUUGAGAAUCUACAGCAUCAUUGCAUAUGAUGGACGUGCAGCAUCAUCCACAAAUGAUCAAACUGCUUGACGUUUACUGUGGUCAGAAUCAGUUAAUGCAGGCACCAAGCCAGACCAGUAAUUUUAGAAUAUGCCAAAACGGUAAAUGCUUUGCAGGGAAAUGCUCCCCACUUUUUAUUUUGUGGAAGACUGAGUUGUAAAUCGACUUGAUGUUAAGUUUCAGAACCCAGCCCUCUGUUAAAAUGCAUAUAUAUAUUAUAUAUAUCUUGUCUGAUUGCGAUUCUCCUCAUAUGGCUGUACUGUGAACGAUCCCCAUUGUUUCGUGCAGGCCGUACGAUCUCAUAGUCUCUGCAUUCAUGUCUUUUACGCUUUUUAAUUAUCAGUUUGUUUCCGUCAAGUCAUCCAGUUUGGGCAAAGUUUUUAGGCUUUUUGGUUUUUUUUUUUG
This is a messenger RNA of Paramormyrops kingsleyae, 2733 nucleotides long. The record is from RefSeq and is a predicted model, not a curated record. Lineage: Eukaryota; Metazoa; Chordata; Actinopteri; Osteoglossiformes; Mormyridae.